Messenger RNA from Arabis nemorensis, 501 nucleotides. Lineage: Eukaryota; Viridiplantae; Streptophyta; Magnoliopsida; Brassicales; Brassicaceae. The record is from the annotation of a GenBank genome assembly.
AUGCCGCCGAAGUUGGACCCGAGCCAGAUUGUCGAUGUCUACGUCCGUGUAACGGGAGGAGAAGUCGGAGCCGCCAGUUCUCUAGCUCCGAAGAUCGGUCCUCUCGGUCUCGCUCCAAAGAAGAUCGGAGAAGACAUCGCCAAGGAAACCGCCAAAGAGUGGAAAGGGCUUCGUGUCACCGUGAAGUUAACGGUGCAGAAUCGUCAGGCGAAAGUCACGGUGGUUCCAUCUGCUGCAGCUCUCGUCAUCAAGGCGUUGAAGGAGCCAGAGAGAGACCGCAAAAAGGUUAAGAACAUUAAGCAUAAUGGUAACAUCUCUUUCGAUGAUGUUAUUGAGAUUGCUAGGAUUAUGAGGCCUAGAUCUAUCGCCAAAGAGCUUAGCGGAACUGUGAGGGAGAUUCUGGGGACUUGCGUCUCUGUUGGAUGCACUGUUGAUGGAAAAGACCCAAAGGAUCUUCAGCAGGAGAUUCAAGACGGUGAGAUCGAUAUUCCUCUGAACUAA